Molecule: messenger RNA, 1530 nt
Organism: Plasmodium malariae
Lineage: Eukaryota; Apicomplexa; Aconoidasida; Haemosporida; Plasmodiidae
Gene: HRD1
Product: ERAD-associated E3 ubiquitin-protein ligase HRD1, putative
Exons: 4
Coding region: 1-1530 (509 amino acids)
Source: RefSeq, a predicted model, not a curated record
AUGGAAGUAAAUAUGAGAUUGUACAUUUUUUUAAGUCAUAUAGGGUUAGCCUUUAUUUUAAUGUAUUCUUUUAUGAAAUACAGCGAAUUUUACUCGGCAGUUGUGUAUUUAUCAACGGAAAAAUUCCCAAGAACAAUAAUAUAUAAUUUCUUCCUUAUGAUAUUUAUAAUAUUAUGUAAGUUACUGCUAAACAUUUUUAUCGGCGAAUUAAGAUAUUUAGAAGUAGAACAACUGAUAGACAAUGCAAGGGCUUUUAUAAUGGACACAAUCUUAUUUUUGGUCUUAUCCAAACCUACGAUAAAUGGAAAAGAAGUAUCUUCCAUUAUUUUAAUUAAAUAUUUAUCGAUUAUUGUUAUUCUUAAGGCUUACCAUUUGGUCCUGUACUCAAGAGUUUCACACAUAUUCGAGUUAGGUGUACCGAGAACAAGAGUAUUAGUCAAGCUGUUCAUUUUCAUGUGUCUGCUUUCAGUAGCUAACUUAACAAUGUUUACUUAUUUUUAUAAAUAUUCAUUAAGAAAUUCAACUAUGUAUCUAUGGUUAUUUUUCGAAAGUUUAAGUAUUUUUGAAUCCUGCCAAAUAUCUAUAUUUAAAUUUUUUGUUAAUAUAAUUGAUUUAAGGGCCCCCAAUGGAUUAUCUUCUAAAGCUACCAUUUUGUUUUUUUUGGACAUUUUGCAUGAUAUUAUGAGUUUGAUUAUAUUUUUAGUUUUUAUUUUGGUUUUUAUUUUAAAUAAUUUCAGUAACCUGCCAUUACAUAUGACUGCUGACAUUAUACAUGUUGUAAAAACAUUAAUAUCUAGAUUUAAAUCUUUUCAAAGAUAUCGAGAAUUGACGAAAAAUAUUGAAACCAAAUUUAUUGAUGCUACUGAAGAAGAAAUAAAAGAAGUCGGUACUUGUAUAAUAUGUAGAGAUGAUUUAAAACAAGGAUCAAAAAAAUUGACAUGCUCACAUAUAUUUCAUGUUGACUGUUUAAAAUCUUGGUUUAUACAACAACAGACUUGUCCCAUAUGUAGAACAGAAAUAAGGCCACAAACAAAUAAGGAAAUGAAACCGAAUAAUAAUUCUAGAGAAAAUGAAAAAGAUGAAGAAACUGUAAAUAAACCAUCUGUACAAGAAAUAAUAACAAAACCAACCUUUUUACCAAAGGAAGAUUCCCCCUUUUUAAAUGAUAUCUGUUCAUUAAAAAUUUUUAACACAAAAGAAGAAAGAUGUGCUCUUAUUAACCAAAAUAUGAACACAAAGGAGCAAAUAAAAAUAUUGGUCGACUUGUGUGAAUAUUACAAGGAGUUGUGUUUGGCUUGCUUAAAAGAAAUUGACAAAAUUAAUCACAGCGCAGUGCCGGCAAAUGUAAUGCUAAGAAAUAUUUAUGGUUCCAUAAAUUAUAAUAUAUUAAAUAAUAAGGAAGAAGACGAGGUUAAAAAAUAUAUAAAUAAGUUAUCGCAUGUACCGCAAAUGAGUGUUCUUAAGAAUUAUUUGGAAAAAAUAUUAAUUACAGACAUGAAGUACACAAAAGACAUUUGUUCAUUGAUGUAA